GCAACUGUGUGAUUCUAGUUAAAUCUGCUCUGUUGAUCAUUUCCCUCAGAUCUUCAACUGUUUCUCUUUCCACUAUUAUUAAUCUCAUUCUGUCGUCUUUUGAACAGAAGCUGUGGUCCACACCUUCAUCUCUUCCUCAUUGUUGCUGUUCAUCCUGGUCUUACUCCAGUCCAGCAGGAGGCGCUAGUGCACCUUUACGCUGAUCACAAAACGACACUAAAACCAGAAGCUGUUCCAGGUCUCAAGCUGUUAGCAGCGUUAGCUUGUUGCUGGUUAGCAGCGUUAGCUUGUUGUGUGGGUGUGUGAGGUGAACCUCUGAGGCUCUGCAGCAACAAUGUCUUCAGCUCAGUCUCUGAGAGAGUUUAUCAGAGAGCGGCUAACUGCUGCUGCUGCAGAAAUAUUCUCCGAGUUUGAACAAACCAUCGUCCGCUACGAGGAAGAGAUCGAUCGUCAGCGCAGACUGCUGGAGAUCAGCUGGAAACCACAGAUCAACUUACACAGAAUAGAACUCCCGCUGCAUGAUGUCAGGAGAGAUGAGGAGGUUCUGACUGACCAGCAGCUCUGGAACCAGGAGACGACCUCCAGUUUGGACCAGGAACAACCAGAACCUUUACAGGAGGAACCAGAACCUCCACAGAUGAAAGUGGAGCAGGAUGAGUCAGAACCUUUGCAGGUUCUAGAACAAGAGGAGCUCUGCAUGAGUCAGGAUGAAGAGCAGCUUGUACUGAAGCAGGAGACGGUGACCUCCCUUGUGACUCCUGCUGAUGAGGACAGAGACCACCAUGGACCAGAACCAGACAGACACCAGCUCCUUUUGUCACUGCUUCCUGAGGCUGAGACCAGAGCUGCUGCUCCUCCAGGGUCCACAGAACUUCCACAGCAUCAUGUCUUGGAAAAGGAGGAGGUUCUGACUGACCAGCAGCUCUCUAACCAGGAGACCACCUCAGAUUUGAACCAAAAGGAACUGCAGGAACUCUGUAUUGGUCAACGUGAAGGGCUGUUCACUGGGAAGCAGGAAAAUGUUUUCUUUAAAAUUUCUUCUUCUGAAGACACAGACAGCUGGGAACCAGAACUAAACAUGAACCAACCCUUGUGUCACAGUUUUACUGAAGAUGAGAACCAAGAUCAGGAUGGACGCAGAAAUGAAUAUUCAGAACCAAACGACAACAAACGUCAACAGACCAAAGAUCACAGAGACGGUGUAGACAGUCACAAACUAAAAAGACACAAGGUGGCUCACAGAGACAAGCAACAAUUUUCAUGUCCUUUCUGUGGGAAACCUUUUAGUUGCAAGUCUUUUUUAACUUGUCACAUGAGAACUCACAAAGGUCAGAAACCAUAUGUUUGUAAAACUUGUAAUAAAGAUUUUGCCAGCAAUAGUACCUUGAUUAAACACAUUAGAACUCACACAGGUGAGAAACCAUAUCCUUGUAAAACUUGUGGUAAAUCUUUCUCUCAAUUUGGUAACUUGAUUUGUCACACGAGAACUCACACAGGUGAGAAACCCUAUCCUUGUAAAACUUGCGGUAAAUGUUUUUCUCAAAUUGGGAACUUGACUCGUCAUCUGAGAACUCACACACGUGAGCAACCAUAUCCAUGUAAAACCUGUGGUAAAUGUUUCUCUCAAAUUGGCCAUUUGACUACUCACAUGAGAAUGCACACAGUUAACAAACCAUAUCAACUUCCACAGCAUAAUGUCUGGGAAAAGGAGGAGGUUCUGACUGACCAGCAGCUUUCUAACCUGGAAACCACCUCCAGUUUGGAUCAAAAGGAACCAGAACCUCCACUGAUCAAAGAGGAACAUGAAGAACUUUUUUUCCAUCAGAAUGAAGGGCAGUUCAUUCUGAAGCAGGAAAAUGUUUCCUUCAUUGUUACUACUACUCAUGAAGAAAUUGAAAACUGUGAACCAGAACAAAGCAGGAACCAGUCUUUGUGUCAGAGUUCUACUGAAGCUGAGAACCAAGAUCAGGAUGGAAGCAGGAAUGAAAACUCAGAACCAACCAGCAACAAAGAACUGACAUGGAAUAAAAGACGUCCACAAACCAAAGAUCACAGAGACAAUUUAGACAGUCAGAAACUAAAAAGACACAAGAGGGCUCAUAGUGAUAAGAGACGGUUUUCAUGUAAACUCUGUGGGAAAUCUUUAAUUUACAAGUCUUUAACUUGUCACAUGAGAACUCACACAGGUGAGAAAUCACUUAGAUGUAAAACUUGUGGUACAUUUUUUACCCAAAAUAGUGACUUGAUUAGGCACAUGAAAACUCACACAGGUGAGAAACCGUAUCCUUGUAAAACUUGUGGUAAAUGUUUCUCUAGGAGUGAUCACUUGACUACUCAUAUGAGAACUCACACAGGUGAGAAAUCACUUAGAUGUAAAACUUGUGGUAAAUUUUUUACCCAAAAUAGUGACUUGAUUAGGCACAUGAAAACUCACACAGGUGAGAAACCGCAUCCUUGUAAAACUUGUGGUAAAUGUUUCUCUAGGAGUGAUAACUUGACUACUCAUAUGAGAACUCACACAGGUGAGAAACCGCAUCCUUGUAAAACUUGUGGUAAAUGUUUCUCUAGGCGUUCUUGUUUGGCUUGUCACAUGAAAAUUCACCACAGGUGAGAAGUCUUUUUUUUCCCAGGUUUGAUCUGUAGAGUGAGAUUCAGACAAAUAUUCUCAUGUGAAAUUUCACUCUUGAUUCGUAAAAUGUGUUUGUUAAAUGUUUUCCUCACCAAAGUAACCUGACUCAAAACAUGAGAAUUCAUACAGUUAAAGAGCAAACUGCAGAUAUAUAUCUUUUUUCAUAUAAAACACUGUUCAUAAAAUGCUAUUUGAAACACUUAUUGUGGGUAUUUUGUUUUGCAAUACAUAAUGGCACUUUUUUUAAAGUAAAAAGUGGCCUAUAUCAGCAAAGCUUCAAAAAACACUUUUUUAAAACAAAAAAUUAACCUAGGAUGUAAUAGAGAGUUAUAAGCUAGUCCUGCCUCAAGCACUACCAAGUAGGGUAUUUAUGGAUAUAUUGUGAUUUCUUAGUGGAUAUUCUAUUAACUAAGAAAUAAACUUAUUUUGUCUUUA
Molecule: messenger RNA, 3064 nt
Organism: Nothobranchius furzeri (turquoise killifish)
Lineage: Eukaryota; Metazoa; Chordata; Actinopteri; Cyprinodontiformes; Nothobranchiidae
Source: RefSeq, a predicted model, not a curated record